CGCUCGGCAGUGCAAGAUGGCGGACAUAUCUCUCGACGAGCUCAUCCGGAAGCGCGGGGCGGCGGCGAAGGGGCGGCUCAAUGUCAGACCAGGAAUUGGAGGUGUCCGGUCUCGUGUUGGAAUCCAGCAGAGCCUUCCCAGCCAGCCACCACGCACAGCCACCUUCCAGCAGAGGUUUGAUGCCCGUCAGAAGAUCGGCCUUUCAGAUGCCCGGCUUAAGCUGGGAGUCAAGGAUGCCCGGGAGAAGCUUUUGCAGAAAGAUGCCCGGUUUCGGAUCAAAGGGAAAGUACAGGAUGCGAGAGAGAUGCUGAACUCCCGCAAGCAGCAAAGCACAAUGCCCCAGAAGCCGCGCCAGGUAGCCGAUGCCCGAGAGAAGAUCAGCUUGAAGCGUAAUUCCCCUGCUGCCUUCAUGAACCCAGCCGUCAGCACAGUGACCCCUGUUCUGAAGCUCACCAAAACCAUCCAGAAUAUAUAUGACCUGGAUGAAGAUGAUGAUAGUGUAACUCCUGUUCCUACUAAACAGAUGAAAUACGCAGCGUCAUGCGGCUUUCUCCACCACGUGGCUGAGCUGAGCAGUUCCAAACUGUCCUUGUCCAAGGCCCUCCCUCUCACCAAAGUGGUCCAGAAUGAUGCCUAUACAGCUCCUACUCUUCCCCCCAUUCGAACAAAAGCCUUGACCAACAUGUCCCGGACACUGGUGAGCAAGGAGGAAUCCCCCACAGAGCUGCCACCUGCUGAGCCUGUCCUCAGCCCCCUGGAAGGUACCAAGAUGACUGUGAACAACCUGCACCCUCGAGUCACUGAAGAGGACAUCGUUGAGCUUUUCUGUGUGUGUGGAGCCCUCAAGCGGGCUCGGCUGGUCCAUCCCGGGGUAGCAGAGGUGGUUUUUGUGAAGAAGGAUGAUGCCAUCACUGCAUACAAGAAGUACAACAACCGGUGUUUGGAUGGGCAACCAAUGAAGUGCACCCUUCAUCUGAAUGGCAACGUUAUCACCUCAGACCAGCCCAUCCUGCUGAGGCUGAGUGACAGCCCCUCAGUGAAAAAGGAGAGCGAGCUGCCUCGUAGGGUGAAUUCUGCCUCCUCACCCAACCCUCCUGCAGAAGUGGACCCCGACACCAUCCUGAAGGCACUCUUCAAGUCCUCGGGAGCCUCUCUGACCACACAGCCCACAGAAUUCAAAAUCAAACUUUGAGUGGGGAAGCGAGGCAGCCAGAGCAUUCUGGGGACAGAGGAGGGUGGCUCUGUUGCCCAAGCCAAGCUUGUGACCAAUGGGCCGUUGGACUGGAGGCCCCUGAGAGUGGGAAGGGUGCCAGGUCGACUUGUCCUCACUGGACACGUCCUGCCUCUCCGUGUUGUGUCCUACUCUCUGCUUUUCUCUUCAGUGACAUUUCCUGUAGUUUGUAUUUUCUGCUCUCCACCUUGUCAUCAAGGUGGACUCGUGUUUCUCAGAGUGUCCCUCCCCUAAUCUCAGUCCCAAAGUGAAUCCUUACUCAGAAACACAGCACUAAAUUGUCCAGCUGUUCUCCUGUGGUCCUGUGGGAUGCAG
This is a messenger RNA of Orycteropus afer afer, 1546 nucleotides long. The record is from RefSeq and is a predicted model, not a curated record. NCBI's taxonomy places the organism in Eukaryota, Metazoa, Chordata, Mammalia, Tubulidentata, Orycteropodidae.